Messenger RNA from Prosopis cineraria, 792 nucleotides. RefSeq names its product 14 kDa proline-rich protein DC2.15-like. The transcript has a single exon. Bases 68 to 490 code for a protein of 140 amino acids. Lineage: Eukaryota; Viridiplantae; Streptophyta; Magnoliopsida; Fabales; Fabaceae. The record is from RefSeq and is a predicted model, not a curated record.
CAUAAACUAAGCACCAAUCAAAAGCCAAGUUUCACAAAAAUCCAAAUACAUAGAAACUUGAAGAAACAUGGCUUCCAAAUCUGCCCUUCUCCUCUGUCUCAACCUCCUCUUCUUCACGGUGGUAACCUCCACCUACGUCCCCUGCCCACCACCGCCACGUCAUCAUCAUCCCAAAAGCCCCAAACACUCACCACCAAAGACCCCAUCAUACCCACCAGCACCACCAAAGCAGCCAAGUUGCCCUACCGACGCCGUUAAGUUGGGUGUUUGCGCCGACGUGUUGGGUCUGAUCAACGUUCAGCUGGGGAAGCCACCAAAGACCCCUUGCUGUUCCCUCAUCCAAGGUCUUGCCGACCUCGAGGCCGCCGUUUGCCUCUGCACUGCCCUCAAAGCCAAUGUGUUAGGCAUCAACCUUAACAUCCCCAUCAACUUGAGCUUGAUUCUCAACUACUGUGGAAAAGGCGUCCCCAAAGGGUUUCAGUGCGCUUGAUGAUGAUUAGUUAAGUAGAUCUAUGCAUGAACGUACAUCGGUACACUAUCUCCAUUAAUGUACUGAUGUACUUCUUUUGUUUUGUUUUCUUUUGGAUCAUAUCGUGAAGUUCUAUAGUUAUUGUUGUGUUUUUAUUUUGUGUUUGUAAUCUUGUUCUGUAGCCUUGUUUUGUUUUUCAUUUUUGAUAUAUUAUUGUAUUGCUCUGACGGGGUUGGAAGGCUCCUCAUCUUCCUCCUCAUUUCCAUUGUGUAAUCUCUGGAAUACUUGGUGAAAAUUAAAUCGUAUCAAUAAGUUUAAUUUUA